This is a messenger RNA of Mustela lutreola (European mink), 1814 nucleotides long. It is a transcript of the gene MAF1, whose product is annotated as MAF1 homolog, negative regulator of RNA polymerase III. Bases 494 to 1282 code for a protein of 262 amino acids. Gene Ontology annotation, cellular component: nucleus. Gene Ontology annotation, molecular function: RNA polymerase III core binding. The record is from RefSeq and is a predicted model, not a curated record. Lineage: Eukaryota; Metazoa; Chordata; Mammalia; Carnivora; Mustelidae. The transcript is spliced from 8 exons. Gene Ontology annotation, biological process: negative regulation of transcription by RNA polymerase III.
AGUGGAGGCUAGGAGUGACUGGCGGGAGGCGCCCCCAACGGUUAUCCGAGCUCUCGAUCCCGGCGGCUGGAGCGGGCCAUUCAGGGGCGGGGGCGGGGCCUCGCGGACGCUUGUUGUUGUCCGGCCCGGGGAGGCAGAGGUCGCUCGCUCGCUCCUUUGCGCUUUCGGGCCUUGUGUGGCGGUCGGCGGGCAGGUCGGUCGCGGGAGUCGGUCGCCGUGCAGGGGCGAGGCUAUGUCGCGGUGGCAGCCCGGCAGGGCCGGCAGGGCCGGGAGUAACGGGACGUCGCCGCAGAGCCUCUUCCCCCGGAUACAGUGCGGCUCGAACGGAGGCCGCGGCGCCGCCCUCCGGUCCUGAGGAGCUCGCGCUGCCCGGAGCCCCACCGCCUUCUUUCCCGCGACGACGUCCACCGGCCCGCCCCGACCCGGCCGCACCGAGCGCUGCGCAAGCAGGCAGCACUAGACCCUCCCACUGCAGGACCCCUUCCCCAAGGACAUGAAGCUGUUGGAGAACUCGAGCUUCGAGGCCAUCAACUCACAGCUGACAGUGGAGACUGGAGAUGCCCACAUCAUCGGCAGGAUCGAGAGCUACUCGUGUAAAAUGGCAGGAGACGACAAGCACAUGUUUAAGCAGUUCUGCCAGGAGGGCCAGCCCCACGUGCUAGAGGCGCUGUCCCCUCCCCAGACCUCGGGCCUCAGCCCCAGCAGACUGAGCAAGAGCCAAGGUGGUGAGGACGAGGGCCCGCUAAGCGACACGUGCAGCCGCAAGACCCUCUUCUACUUGAUCGCCACGCUCAACGAGUCCUUCCGGCCUGACUAUGACUUCAGCACCGCCCGGAGCCAUGAGUUCAGCAGGGAACCCAGCCUCAGCUGGGUGGUUAACGCGGUGAACUGCAGUCUGUUCUCGGCCGUGCGGGAGGACUUCAAGGCCCUGAAGCCGCAGCUGUGGGACGCGGUGGAUGAGGAGAUCUGCCUGGCCGAGUGUGACAUCUACAGCUACAACCCAGACUUGGACUCAGACCCCUUUGGGGAGGACGGCAGCCUCUGGUCCUUCAACUACUUCUUCUACAACAAGCGGCUGAAGAGGAUUGUCUUCUUCAGCUGCCGCUCCAUCAGCGGAUCCACCUACACGCCCUCGGAGGCAGGCAACGAGCUGGACAUGGAGCUGGGAGAGGAGGCGGCGGCGGAGGAGGAGGAGGAGGGCGGCGGCGGCGGAGGCGGUGAGGGCGGGCCCGAGGAGACCGGUGCCAUGGAGGAGGACAGGGUCCCGGUGAUCUGUAUGUGAGGAUGAGGAGCAGAGGUCCAGCUUCAUUCAGCUUCAACCAGUGCCGGGAACUGCCCACUCGAGGGCCCCCAGGGCCUCCCCAGCUGGUAGUCAGCCCCUGGCUCUGCCACGGCUCCGGCUCCGCCCCAGGACACGCCCACCCAGCCCUUUGGCUCCGCCCACAGAUGUCUACCCCGCCCCCGCCCCUCCCACCACAGGCUCCUGCUGCCCGAAUUGUGGUUGGCCUGGACAGCGCAGGGCCUGGUGGGAAGAGCCACUGCCCUGCCCCCGGGACCUGACACAGGCAGGGACAGCUGGACUACAGAGUUUAUUUUUGUAUUUUGUGCUGGAUCAGGCAUGGGCCUGCACACUCCAGCCCAAGGGCCUGAGAUCCAGUCAGCAGGCCCCUGCGGUCACCGCCCUGGGCUUGGCCAGCCCCUGGUGCCCACCGGUGCCUGCCCUCCCUUCCCCCGCCACCUCGCCCGUUGGGCAGCGUGCACUGAGUGUCACUUUGCUGCAGCUGUUUGUUUCCAAUAAAAAUUUCUGUGACUUA